GAAAAAGCCAGUGGGAGGAGCAUUUGGGCAGACAUCUUCCUUUCUGAAUUCUGCACAUAUCCAUGGCUUGCAUAACUAAUUCUAUCUUCCCAAAACGCAACAGGAUCCCUCUUAGUAUGUUUGAUUGGCUGAAGGGCAGGAGAGCAGAGCAGAGACAGUCGCAGAAGUACCAUGACAUUGAUCUUCCAUUCUCUCUAUCACUAGUAGCUAAGACACACCUUCGAGGUAGGGAGCUGAAAUGCUGCUAUAGGGCCUCUGUUGAUGGCUUCAGUGCAACUGACUUUCACAGCUGUUGUGACUUCAAAGGCCCUUGUGUGGUGAUAGGCUACACCACAAAGUCCUUCAAGUUUGGAGCAUUCAAUCCUGAAGGAUACAGGAGCACUGAUGAUUACUAUGACACUUUUGAUGCAUUCCUAUUCUACUGGAAGGAGGCAGCUGGUGCAGGAGGUGCUGAUGAGCCUAUCAUACUUCCCAAGGUCGGUGGCAGCGGCGCGGCGCUCUUCGACUACGCUCGGGGUGGGCCGCAGUUUGGAGCUGAUGGCCUCCUCGUCGGCCCCCCGCUUGCGCCGGUGAUGGGAGGUUUUGCGGGGCCUGACACCAACUCCGGCAUAGGUGACCUUAGGCAGGCCAAGUCUAGGCUGGGACUGUCCUAUGCUAAGAGGGAAGAUGGCAAGGAAUCUCUGUUUGGGGAUAAGUCCAGAGCAACUCUGGUGGAAGUGCAGGUCUUUUGUAGCCCCCAGAUAGCAAGCUUGUACUGAGAAGAAAUGGAGGAAUCAGUUCAGCUUCCCAUAGCCAUGAUGCUAAGUUGAUCAGAUCAGAUGUGAAAGAAGAUCAAAUUUGGCAGAUAAGAUAUAGUCUAAUGAUGCUAAGUUGAUCAGAUGUGCAGGUUUUGCUGUAAGACCUGCUUUAGGCCUAAAAGCCUGGACUGUUAUUUCUCAGCUUUCAAACAUGGUGAUGAGAGAGUCUUAAGGUUACUUUCCUCUAAUAAAAGAGCUUCACUUAUUGUUUCAUACAAAUGCUAAAGUAAGGCCAAAGUCGAGGAGUUGAGUAUGAUAAAUGAUUUGUCAAUGCUAUUUUUCCAAUGUAUAUAUACUACUAUAGUUGCAUGUUUCCUUUAGCCAUUCUUGAAAUACAUGUUACAGUUUACUUCGA
Messenger RNA from Phoenix dactylifera (date palm), 1152 nucleotides. RefSeq names its product TLDc domain protein. The record is from RefSeq and is a predicted model, not a curated record. NCBI's taxonomy places the organism in Eukaryota, Viridiplantae, Streptophyta, Magnoliopsida, Arecales, Arecaceae.